This is a messenger RNA of Mizuhopecten yessoensis (Yesso scallop), 4989 nucleotides long. Its product is annotated as E3 ubiquitin-protein ligase rnf146-like. NCBI's taxonomy places the organism in Eukaryota, Metazoa, Mollusca, Bivalvia, Pectinida, Pectinidae. Bases 96 to 1199 code for a protein of 367 amino acids. Gene Ontology annotation, molecular function: ubiquitin protein ligase activity; zinc ion binding; poly-ADP-D-ribose binding. Gene Ontology annotation, cellular component: nucleus; cytoplasm. Gene Ontology annotation, biological process: ubiquitin-dependent protein catabolic process; Wnt signaling pathway. The record is from RefSeq and is a predicted model, not a curated record. The transcript is spliced from 2 exons.
GAAGGUGAAGGUCGGGGCUGCCACGAACUUCUUUCAGAAGUGACGGAAGAAGCGAACUGAAAAAUAUCUUGGAAAUGGCAUAAUACGACAAUUCCAUGUUCGUGAUGGAUAGGAAUGAGCCAGUACUUGACAUCAGGAAUCGGACGAGUAGAAGUUCCACCCCCAAUGGCGAUCAAGAGGGACAACAGACUGCUACGAAAAUGUCGAAUGAGAAAGACACUGUCGAAAAACAAGCUGUCCACUCGAAAUUACUUGACAAAGACCAAAAAGAAAAUGGACAUGAUAUCAUCAUUGAGUGUUCUGUGUGUCUCCAGCCCUGUAUCCACCCAGUCCAGCUUCCUUGUCAACACAUAUUCUGUUUUCUGUGUGUGAAAGGAGCAGCCCAUCGAAGCAAGCGGUGUGCCUUGUGCAGACAGGAAAUUAUACCUGAGUUCUUUCAGAAACCUAAGCUGAUAAGACAACAAGACUUAGAAAAGACUAUAGCAUUUGACGACAAAUAUCAGUGGUUUUAUGAGGGAAGGAACGGUUGGUGGCAAUAUGAUGACCGAACUAGUCAGGAAUUGGAAAUUAAACACAAGAAUGGUGAUAAACUCUUUGAGUUGUUGAUUGCAGGAUUUUUAUAUGUAAUUGACCUUGAAAAUAUGGUUCAAUUCCGUCGAAAUGAUCGCACAAGAAAAAGAAACAUAAAACGUGAUGAGACUACCAUGGAGGGUGUCAAGGGUGUCGCGGGACUUAAAUAUUCUAACCAGAGUUCGACAGAAAGACCUGGAGCUGAGGGUGUAGAGCAGCCAAGGGCCAGCUCAGGCAUCCUAAAUGUUGGCACUCCAACUGAUAUUGGGCAAGAUGAUGCAAUAUUGUCUCCUCCAGCACCCAACAAUACCCCCCAGACACCACAAACCCCGGCUGACAGUCCUCCUGAUAGCACAUCAGGCUCACAGCAAGACCUAUCUCGACACUUUGAACAUCUCUCAUUGGACGAACUGGAUCAGCCACAGACUUUCGUACAGCAGACAGAUACUGGCCCUGACCAGUCACAUCAGAGAUCACAGAUGAUGUCAUCUAGUGGUCAGUCGGUGAGCAUGAUACAUUUAGGUCAGCACCCAGUGAGUGGACAAAGGUUUCCAUCCAUAUCUGGUCCAAUAGAGUAUGAACUUGGAGAAAGCUUGUAUUCAUCAUCAGAUUCUAGUGAUAAUGACUAAAGGGUUUAUUGUUCAAUAUACGAAAUCAUGAUCAGUCACCACAAGACAUAGGUUUAGUUUUGACACAAACUAUGCUUCGGGUUGGAAGUAAGAACUACGCAUAGCAAAAGCAUUACUGAUUGACAGCACUUUUAUCCUUGGGCUAAAGUUAAUCUCAUUCAAGUAACUGGAAAAUUUAUUAAAAUAAUAAAUCAAACAUUCAAAAAACUUCUAAAAUAAGUGCUCUCUUAUCAAGAAAAAUAGAAGAAAGUUUUAAGCUUUUGGCUCUGGACUACCACUGCAUCAGAGAAAAGCUAGUCCAGUCAUCCAUUUUGGUACUAAUUCUGAUGUUUACUUCCAUUAAUGAUGGUUAAUUUUCACCAAUAUAGGAUAUUGUUUUUGUAUUUAGAAUACUCUGUUCAUCCCGAUGAUUUUUGCAUUGGUCUAACAACUUGAAUGAAUGGUCCUUAACAGUAAUGAUAUCCAGUGUGUAAUAACAUGGAAUGUUCCAGUGUGUUGGGUUUCGUGAGGAGAAAUGUCAUUUGCUACCAAGUUCUGUGCUAUGUUGAACCAUCAUUGUAAUAGAAAUAUGUACAACAGUGCUUUUACAAAAUGUAGCUUUGAGAUACCUACAUUAGAAAUCAUUGCUGCUGGAUUGUAAGUCAAUACAUGCUCCCUUUCAGUAAUUGUGCUAUAUAGUACAUUUGAAAAUUUGAGCCCCCUCAUAUUUUUCACCAUGACAAAAUUUACAUAUAUAUAUAUGGUUAAUUACUAGUACCGUACUUUGUAUUGGCAGAAGGAUUGAAAAUAUGUCUGUGAUUUACGUUUAUACCGGCUGAUCAUUCUACCCCAGGACAUUUUGCACAUGUACCAGCAGGCUGUUGGGAAAUAUAUACCUAUAUAGUGCUCCUGCAAACUGUCAUGAUAAAAGAUCUCAUUUUUGUUAUAUUAUGUAUAUAAAAAUCUGUUGCUGUACAUAUCUCACUGUUAAUAUAAACUUAUUAAAACAUAUUGUAUUUUUAUAACUCAACACAUGUUGCAUUACUUAAGGAUGUAUGCUAUAAAUUAUUCCUGUGAUUUCAAUAUUUGAGACUAGGUUAUCUCCCUUAAAUUUAAAUUCAGCAUUGGCUCCGAUCCAUAGUCACUCAUAUUCAUAUGACCCUGGCUUGUGAGAGGGCUCUAAACCCUAAAUUUAAAAGAAAAAAGGUAUAAUGAUAACAUUUUACGGUUUCAAUAUUUUUGUGUGUAAUUUUUUAGGAUAGGCAAUGCAUACACAAAAUGUCAUUAUAAAAUAGCAUAUUUCCUUAAGUUUGACUUGUGGUAUAUGUUGUACUAGUCUGUACCACCUCUCUGUCAAGAAGCUAAGUCGGUCAUCCUCCAAUGAUGAGAUUUUUUAAAGCACCGAAAUUACAAUUAUGUUUUUUUGAGUAUAAAACAAUUAUUUCUGCAACAUUGAUAGUAAGAAUCUUGAUACACUGUACCAGAAAUGGAGGAAGUACUGUAAAUGGAAAACAGAAAAAAGUGAACAACUGGUUCAAGUAAAAAAAAUGGAUAUUAUUUGAUGCAGUACUGAGUAUAACAGUGUUGAAUAUACAAGAUUUUGUUUGAUUUUUAUGCAUUUAUUCAUCCUAUUUAAAAGAAUCUUCUUUUCUGAAAUUGCUGGAUUUGAAACAGUGCAUGUUCUAUUUGCCUUAUUUGUUCAGGUAACUUUGCUUAAAGAACCUUGUACCAGAAAUGCAUUUGUUUGUAGGGCUGUCAUUUUUAAUGGAUCAAUGUACAUGUAUCAUCAAUUUGAGUAAUAUGCUUCAUUAGAUGAAAUUUAUCGAUAGAUAUUUUCAAAUCUUGAUACAAUAGUGAAUACAUUCAGAAAUAAUAUAACCUUGCAUCACAACUGCAAAAUCUUUAUUCACCACAAAAGCAAUAUUCAUGAUCACUGAUAAGUGAAACUUGAGAAAAUCUUCUUGUAUAAAAGACAGAAUAAUAAUCAAAUCAAUCAGAUUAAAAAUUAUCACAAAAAAUUGUUCAAGCUUUUAUCAGGUGCUAGAUAUGUUACAAUGUAUUGCAAGUUUAGGUUAAACUUGGUAAUUCACUUCAUGAAAUUAUUUAUUGCCAUUCAUGCAUAAUCUGUUAGUGAAGAUCAGGGCUGGGAACAGAGGUGGAGACAGAGUGCAGGAAGCUACUGUAGCAGCCAAGGAAUAGGAGGGAAAAUCACUGACAUACUGCAGUAUAAUAUCCUGUAUUAAUUAGAAUGGCUUACCUUGUAAAUACAUGAAAGAACUGCUGGUUUUAUUUAAGAUGAUAACUUUGAACAUGGUAUUUUUUAUGGACAAAUGUAAAAUACAGCAUCAAAGGCAAAGAUAAAGACAUAUUUAUCUGACUUAGUGGUUUAAAAUUGUAAGUUAAAUUCAAGAAUUUCAUAUUUUAUAGCCAUAAAUCCAUGGAUUGUAGAACAAAAGUGGAACUAUCUCAUUUGUGUGUAUAUGUGGCUUUCAUUCCCAGUCACUGAAUUGUAAAAAAAUGUAAGCUACAGAUUAUUUUUACUUCAGGUAUCCGCCUGUGAACAAAACUGAACACUAGGACUAAUUGUACAGGUGUUAAUAUACCUUUAAGUGUGAUGGUUGAAGAAAAAUACAAUAUUGUUUGUCAUUGCUUCAGGUUUAUAAACAUGUAAUUAAAUAAUUUCAGCAUUUUCGUAGAAUGCCAUGGCAAUAAACUGAUAUAAAGGAAACUGUACCAGGUAAUCUUAACAUGAAAUGGUUAGACUGAUUCUGAUCAAUUCAUAUGCAUUGCUUGAUUUAGUCUGAAAUAAUUGUCUAUUUCCUCUUUAAAAUUCUAAUUGAAAAAAUUAAAGAGGAGUUAGUCAGUUAUUUCCUUCUUACUGAACCAGGCUGUUCAUACGAGUAAUAACCUUGCGGUAUGGUCAUGAUCAUAUAUCUUAUGGCUUUGUCAAGUGGAACAAUAGAGAAGUAAUGUAUCAUUGUUUUCCUUUUUACAUAUCUUGAUACUUUCUUACAAACUCGCUUAAAUCAACCUUGAAUAGUACUCAAUACAUUUGCAUAAUCUGAAGUUGAACCAUACAGUAUUUGAAAUGUAAACUAAAAUGUCAAUAGAACGCUAAUUCCUAUAAAAUCAAACGGAAUAUUCUACCGUCAACACUGCAAGUAAUGACCAGUGUGUGAACUACCUUUACAAUAACUAUGGAACAGUAACAGAGUAUUCUAAAUGUACACUUUAUUCUGUUUAACCUUAAAUGAUGCUUUUUCUUCCCAAACGGAAUUAUUGAUUUUUAAAGACAGUUCAAUGCUAUGAGACAUUUUCUAUUUCAUUUUAGAUAGUGUAAAUAAAUUUGUUUUGUAUGGUUCUGAAUUACAGUCAACAGUGUAUGGUCCAGAGGACACUUGGGCUUGUAUUGUGGAAUUUAGUGCUUAAUUGUGGUAGAACAUGAGGUGACAGAUAUAUGCUGUAGUCUAGGUACAUGAAAUGUACCCAAUAGUAUAAAUAGUUGAAUUUUUAACUUGAUGGACAUGGUCCUGGUUUGUUGUAAUUUUAAUCUACAUUUAUUUAUCAUGUGUUACUAUAUGAGAACAAAAUUAAGUAAAAAAAAUGACAUUCUCACAUUUUGUUACUUCUUCCUUUUUUGUCCUAUUCCUAGGUGUUACUAAAACAAAACCUGUAUUUGUAUCUGUUAUGCAAAUUUUAAGAUUUUUUUCUGUUUGAAAAUGUUCAGGUUGUGAAUCUUUGAAUUGAUCGUGGUGUGAAAAUAUUUCGCAUUGGCGGUGUUUUCGAUAUAAUAAAUAUAUAUUCACAUGGU